AUGGCAACAAAUUUACCAUCGACCCCGAUUCUCCCCGAUGAUCAAAAACUGUCUACCGAUGGGUCGAACUGGUCAAAUUUCAAGGACGGAAUGUUCAAUAUGGCAAGAGGAUGUGGGCUCGAGGGCUACCUCACUGGAGCCAUUGUUCUACCUACCAGCUUCGUUCAAUCAGCCAUCGGAUACACUCUUCUAAAUUCUCAGUUUCCAUCUCCCGAUGAGUGGGCGCUUCGAGAUGGAUGGGUGGCUACCAUGCUGUACCAAAAUAUAAAAGAUCCACGAUCGCACGAUAUCAGCGGAUCGGACACUGCACAUCAAAUGUGGACCAGUCUCAUUGGCAAAUUCAACCGGAGCACCGAGCUUCUUAUUGGAAUCCGUAUGGAACGUUUACGAGAUCUCCGACUCAAGGACACGCGGUAUCUUCCCGGGCAUAUUGACAAGCUUAUUAAACUUUGUGCCGAUGUGCACGGAAUUGGCGGGCUGGUCACCGAUCAGCAAAUGUGUACAAUUAUCCUCAACUCGCCCCUGAAGGAGGAAUUCGGCGCAUCUCUGAUAGUGCUUCAGACUUUCAAUCAAGUCCAGCCUCUCAUCGCAAAUCUCAGAGACUGGUGGGAAAUGGUAUGGCUGAAGAAGAUCAACGAGGAGGAUACAAAGGAUUCGACAAAAGCGCUAACUAUUCAUGCCCCAACAAAUCCGGGAGGUGCGACUACGUGUACUGCAUGUGGUGGUACACAUCACCAGCGAGUGUGUUGGGCGCGUGGCGGCGGCAAAGAAGGACAGGCUCCAUCAUGGUGGAAAGCUCCACGGGGAAAAGAACCCAACCCCAUGCUCGUUGCUGCCCAUCGACAAGCGAAAGAAGCACGCCAAGCAACAUCGUCGAAUUAUCCUAACACCCAUGCCAUGCUUUCGCCCCCAGUGAAUUACACACAGGCCAUCCCUACGACUACCACUGCGGCAUUCAGCAAUCCCAUCACGACGUAUGCACUAGCGACUCACCUUAACAGCGAUGAAUUGGAUGUGGAAGACCACCUGCUUCCAUUCUGA
Mycena citricolor is the source of this 1041-nucleotide messenger RNA. The record is from the annotation of a GenBank genome assembly. NCBI's taxonomy places the organism in Eukaryota, Fungi, Basidiomycota, Agaricomycetes, Agaricales, Mycenaceae.